UAGCGUCACUUCCAAUCCAGGAGCCCAAACUCGCCUAAGCAGCUAGCGCGUUAGCCGAGGCAACGAUGUCAGGUCUGGAGGAGACUUCCAACGAGUCCUCGGAGCUCAAAGAGGACAACGACUUUGACGUGGAGGUGGAAGGACAUGUUGAGGUCGACUACGCCAGCGACCCGUUUAGAUUAUAUAUGUUUUACAGAGACAGGAAAGAGUGGGCAGACCUGGAGCCAGUUCCCCAAGACGACGGACCAAAUCCGGUGGUGAAGAUUGCCUACUCAGAAAAGUUCUCAGACGUGUAUGACUAUUUCCGUGCGUUGCUGAAGAAGGAUGAAAGAAGCGACCGGGCUUUUGCCUUGACAGCUGAAGCCAUUGAGCUGAAUGCUGCAAAUUACACAGUAUGGCACUACAGGCGAGUGCUGCUUCAAGCCUUGCAGAAGGACCUGAGGGAGGAGAUGAGGUACAUAACUGACAUCAUCGAGGAGCAACCCAAAAACUACCAAGUCUGGCAUCACAGGCGCAUGGUGGUUGAGUGGUUGAACGACCCCUCUGAGGAACUGGAGUUCAUCGCAGACAUUCUCAGUCAAGACGCAAAGAACUAUCAUGCCUGGCAGCACAGACAGUGGGUCAUUCAGGAGUACAAACUAUGGGACAAUGAGCUGGAGUUUGUGGAGAAGCUUUUGGAAGAAGAUGUGAGGAACAACUCUGUGUGGAAUCAGAGACAUUUUGUAAUUUCCCACACUACAGGCUACUCCAGCCCAGCCAUACUGGAUAGAGAGGUUCAGUACUGUCUGAACCAGAUCCGGAAGGCUCCCCACAAUGAAAGUGCAUGGAACUAUUUGAAAGGGAUUCUGCAGGAUCGAGGUAUGUCGUCUCACCCGGGCCUGCUGGAGCAGGUCCUCGAGCUGAAGGAGACACAUUGUUCACCUUAUCUUCUAGCCUUUCUUGUUGACUGUUACGAGGAUGCCUUGGAGAACAACAAUCAGAAGGAGACUUUAAACAGGGCACUAGAGGUUUGUGAAUACCUGGCGCAGGAGAAGGACACCAUCCGGAAGGAGUAUUGGCUGUUUUUGCAGCGUUCUUUAGAGAGCAGAUUCGGCCCGAGCGCCGCCUCUGGUGAACCUCUGGCCGACGGCACUGAACCUCCAGCAGGGCAGCAGGAGCUGAGCUAAGCGUCCACGAGGCUAAUACCAAUUCCGCUCUUACCCGGCAUCACAAGUCUUUUCAGUUUGAUCCUACUGUAAAUUAUUGUGCUGUUUAUUACUGAAGUUUCUCAAGAUGACGAAUAACAUGGGAUCACUAGGGUUCAGAAUGCAUUGAUGUAUUACUUUGUCAGGGAAUCUCCCCGCUGCUGAAAUCUGAUAUCAAAAACGGUGUGUAACAUGUCAGAAGUGAAAACAAAGCAACAGCAAUGAUUGUCACACAUGAAAUGUUACAUCUCUAACGGAAAAAAAUGGAUUAUAUCUUAACUGUUUGUUUUUGUUGCUUUAGCUCAAGCCAGUAGUCUAGCGGUAUAUUGUUUGUUAAAUGUAAAGGAUUGGACUGGUACUCUGUAUCUGCUGAUACUUCAAGUACAGCACUGAAUGUUUAUUAGCCCUAAGAAAGUAGUACUGGUGAGUCCCUGCAUUAACACAUUACAAACUUAUUGUAUGAGAUUUCAAUCUAAGAACUAAGGACCACACCAAAUGGAAGUGGACCCAGAUAACAAAUCGCUCAGUUGUUAAUUUGGACUUAUUUACCCAGUUGACCCAAGCAGCUCCUUUUGAUUCUCACUCCUCCCUCAACCUGAUAGCCACACGCCAUUUACACUUGGAAGCUGCAGCAGUGCCAUGAGUGUCACCUACCUGAUCACCGAGUGUGUUCACAUGCACACUAACAUGCCAUUAACAUUCAGAAUGAAAGUCUUUAGUUUUUUUUAGCUACUGCAGAUGAAUUUUGUUGUUAACAAUAUUCUGGUUGGCAAAAACCUGAAUACUGAUGUUAGCAGGAACACUGAGAAAAUUUUGAAUCUUAACUUUACUGUUUACUGUUUUGUUUUGGGGUUUGGGGGGGGGGGUAAACUACAUGGUUAGGUUUCAUGUAAACAUCAGCAAUUUUCUCUACAUUGAUGUAUGUGGGUAUCUAUGUAAGUGGCUUUUGGAGAUAAACUUAAACAACACUCCAGUAUGGUUGUGCUUCAGUAUUGUGCAAAUGUAAAUCCACUCAUUGUAACAGGAAUACAACCUUUCUGAACAUUGUGGGGUUGUUAGUUGGCAAAUGCACAUAUUGGUCAUGUUUUAUGGGAUGGGGGGG
Myripristis murdjan (pinecone soldierfish) is the source of this 2286-nucleotide messenger RNA. It is a transcript of the gene fnta, whose product is annotated as farnesyltransferase, CAAX box, subunit alpha. Bases 66 to 1166 code for a protein of 366 amino acids. The record is from RefSeq and is a predicted model, not a curated record. The transcript has 9 exons. Gene Ontology annotation, biological process: protein farnesylation; protein geranylgeranylation. Gene Ontology annotation, molecular function: CAAX-protein geranylgeranyltransferase activity; protein farnesyltransferase activity. Gene Ontology annotation, cellular component: CAAX-protein geranylgeranyltransferase complex; cytoplasm; protein farnesyltransferase complex. NCBI's taxonomy places the organism in Eukaryota, Metazoa, Chordata, Actinopteri, Holocentriformes, Holocentridae.